UAAUAUACUCUAUGGUACUUCUGUGCUCUGUGGAGUGUGGACUGCGUCUAUAUUAAUCUGUGGUGAAAAAAAAAACACAUUUAUAUGUAAUGCAAAUACAAUGUUUUGAGUUUUCUCAAUUUAUUGGAAUAAUACCAUUGAUGUAUUAAUUGUCAUCAAUCAUUUAUAUUUUUAGUAUGUAAAAUUACUCAUUGAGACAUUGACAAUGUCCAAGCGUAUCAAUUAUGAAAAGGCUUUAGAAUAUUGGUCAGAAAUUCCAGCUACACUUGACGGUGUCUUAGGAGGAUUUGGAUUCAUAUCAGAUAUUGAUAUUAUAGGCUCUACUCAAUUUUUACAGUCUUUAUUUUCAAUGGAAAACAGUCCAGGAAGGGAAGUAGCCCUUGAUUGUGGUGCUGGUAUUGGGAGAAUAACGAAACUUUUGUUACUGCAACAUUUCAUUGAAGUAGACGUUAUAGAGUCUGAUAAAAAAUUCCUCAAUGAAAUAUUAAACUACGUAGGAGAAAAAAGUUCAAAUGUCGGAAAAUUGUAUCAUACGAGCUUGCAAGAUUUUCAACCAGAAAGAAAGUAUGAUGUUAUUUGGAAUCAAUGGGUGUUAGGCUAUCUAAAAGAUGAAGACUUAGUUUCGUAUUUACUAACUUGCAGAAAUGCACUCACAGAAAAUGGUGUUAUUGUUAUUAAAGAAAAUAUUACAUCUUCAGGGAAAACGGAGGCUGAUGAUGCUGAUUCAUCAGUAACAAGAUGUCUGAAACAAUAUACUAAAAUAUUUAAACAAGCAAAAUUAAAAAGAAUUAAACAAUGCAAACAAACAAAUUUUCCUAAUGGAAUAUAUCCUGUUUAUAUGUUUGCUUUAGUACCUACGAAAGAGCAUGUUAGUGAAAAUAAUCAGAAAAAUUAUUUGUUAUAAUAUUUAUUGGCAUUCAUAUCCAAAAAAAUAUAUAUAUACAUAAAUGUACUCUGUGAGUCAACUUAGAAUAACAUAAAUUUUGCCAUUUUGUCAUUCAUAUGAAUUAAUAAUCUAAGUAACCAAAUAAAAAUCAGGUAAACUGAAUAAACUGUUAUUGAAACACAAAAAA
Molecule: messenger RNA, 1073 nt
Organism: Zerene cesonia (dogface butterfly)
Lineage: Eukaryota; Metazoa; Arthropoda; Insecta; Lepidoptera; Pieridae
Product: N-terminal Xaa-Pro-Lys N-methyltransferase 1-B-like
Exons: 2
Coding region: 206-904 (232 amino acids)
Biological process (GO): N-terminal protein amino acid methylation
Cellular component (GO): cytoplasm
Molecular function (GO): N-terminal protein N-methyltransferase activity
Source: RefSeq, a predicted model, not a curated record